Molecule: messenger RNA, 2353 nt
Organism: Xylaria bambusicola
Lineage: Eukaryota; Fungi; Ascomycota; Sordariomycetes; Xylariales; Xylariaceae
Product: fungal-specific transcription factor domain-containing protein
Exons: 4
Coding region: 121-2304 (727 amino acids)
Biological process (GO): positive regulation of transcription by RNA polymerase II; DNA-templated transcription
Molecular function (GO): zinc ion binding; sequence-specific DNA binding; DNA-binding transcription factor activity, RNA polymerase II-specific
Source: RefSeq, a predicted model, not a curated record
UGACUAGUAGCUAGACCUGCACGGAGGAACUCCGUUUAUUCCCCGGCGUUUUCAAUUGUCGACAUUCGAUUCUCAUAAUGGAAACACCAUUUUAUUGUAUACUAUGAACUAUUCUUAAGAAUGGCUGCACUUAACAUGGAGGGUAACGGGCCAAGACGCGGGUCAAGGCGCGUGGUUCGCCGUGAACAGAACUCUCGGCGGACUGGGUUAAGCUGCCGUCGUUGUCAGAAACGGAAAAUAAGAUGCAACGGAGAAUUGCCACGGUGUCAGAGCUGCGCGAAAGUAGGCGUCAACUGUGAAGAUGGAGAAAGCUUGAAAGCUCGACCCCUACCGAGGGCAUACCUAAAGAGUUUAUGCAAUCGGAUAGAGUGGCUCGAAACCCUGGUUCGCAUACACUGCCCGAACAUCGAUUUAGAGCGCGAUGGGCCACUUGUUGUGGAUGCACCUCAAACUUGUAGUGGUACUGGACCUGAAGAUGACGAUACCUUGACUAUUGGUGACUCUAGUCAACAGCUGAACGAGAUACCGGAAGUACAGCCAGACUUAGAUGUGUUGCCAGGUACUGAGACCACGAUCACCAAGGGGCCUGCCACGGCGGGCAAUGAAGCUACUGGUCUUGAAGCGUCAGAAAUUCCUUCCAGUGCAGGGCUUUCACACGAAGUUGGGUUGGUAUCGCUUGGGGCAAAUCGAGACCCUAGAUAUAUCGGUCCUUCUAGUGGAUAUGUUUUCUGCAAGCUUAUGCUCGCCGCAUCGAGUAGAGCUGGGAAAAUGGCAAGGCCUGCUAACAGCUUGACACCGUCAGUUGCGCCUUAUCUUCGAGAACUUGUUAUUGAGACACAAGGUCCAAUAUCAAUCACCCAAGACCAAGCCACCAACCUAUGCCAGACCUAUUUUGACAUCAUUCAUGUCCAAUACCCAUUCUUACACUACCCUACAUUUCUGCAGUCGCUCAGACGGUUCUUUGAGUGCGAUAGCCCGGACCACAUAGCGGGCUUCCAAACAUAUAUGGUAUUAGCCAUUUCUGCGACUAUAGUAUCGAGACUGCAGAAGAUACCCCUUUCUGGUGAGCGGUAUUAUAUGACUGCUUUGCAGUACUUCGAGAAGAUUCAGGUGGAAAGCUCGAUCCAAGGUCUGCAAUGCAUUCUAUUAUUGCUUAUUUUCGCUAUGCAGAGCUCGACAGUUAGACUUGAUGUUUGGUGUUUAAACUAUCAGUGCAUUGCCUCGGUAUUGGACCUGGGCCUUCAGCGCGCUGUGACGGGCAGUAGUGGUAUCUCGAAGCUUGACCUUGAGAUGAGAACACGGAUCUUUUGGGUGGUCUACACAUUAGAUCGAACUAUAGCAACGAUGAUGGGCCGCCCGAUAGGGCUACGCGACGAAGCAUGCGAUUUUAGAUUACCAGCAGACCUGUCGGAUGCCGAUAUUGGAAACGAAUCUAUCCCAGCCCCGACUUCAUCAAACACAUCGACUCACAUGACUUAUGCAAUCCACUUGUUCAAACUUGCAAAGAUCAAUUCCGAGAUCAAAUAUGUUGCGAACAGCGUCAAUCCUAAUGCCCCAAGCUACGCUUACCCGGCUAUUAUUGACAUCAAUGCCUGGCAGAGGGACGUUCUCGCGAAACUCGAUCAAUGGGCUGCGAGUGUCCCAGCAGCACGAAACGCUAAUGACUAUAGUCAUGCGAUGCUACUACUACGCUAUCACUCAGUGAGAAUGUUGUUGCUUCGCCCGAGCCCGAAUAUUCCUCGACCCGAUCAUGAUGCAUUGCGUCACUGCUAUUCGAGUGCCGAGGAGUCAAUUCAGCUUCAUAGCGAGCUGUAUAAGAAGAACCUGCUCGUCCACAAUUGGAUCACGUUCCACAGCGCGGUGCUCAGCACUAUCGCGAUGUUCUACUGCAUCCUGUCAGUGCCGAGUAUAGCAACAAUGCUGGAAGUAGAAGACUUUAUGAGCAAUGUAAGGGCCAGUCUCAACGUCCUUAGCGCAAUCGGAGAGCACUAUUCAGGUGCCAAGAGAAGCCGCGAUAUAUUGGACGAAUUGGCUGGUCCUAUAAGCCGGUGGUUGCUGAAGAAGCGCCGGGAAGAAGCGGCCGCGUCGCUUGGGCAAUCUGCCAUAGAUAAUGUUUCUAGGACCAACAUCGAUCUUGUACCAGCUACAAUACAGCCAGUAAUGUUCGAUGACACUCCCUGGCCGUCUCUUUGGAGCCCCUUUGACGGCGGAUUCGAUGGCCAAUGGCUCUCUGAGUCGUACGGUUCAGCGGAUUGCGCCAAUCUUGAUGGCAUCAUGCUAUCUCUAUUGGAUGACUUCACAUGAAUGUCUAUUGUCUCGAUCUAAAAGAGCGGCCGCUGUGAUGGUGGUUAUU